GUAUACUUUGUUUCUUGAGCUUCGUGAAUACCGGAUUGUCUCCAAUUCUUUAACUAACUUCAACCUGAAUUCAUGGUGGUCCAAAGCACAAGAUUUAGAUCAGUGUUCUUGUAAUCUUUUCUGCUUCACUGUUUCUAAGCUCACUUCUAUUUAAGACUAAUGAAGAGUUGGUCGCAAAGCAAUUAGCUUGGUCAAAAGCUUCUAUUCAGAUGCAGCCUCUCUAAAGCAGGUACCGCACAAAAGUAUAUAUAUAACUAUUUGAAUUUCUCUGAGGAUUCAGUACUUGUCUGGGGACAGAUAGAUAUAGAAACCAAAAUGGAAGGUGGUUUAUUUCCACCUUGGAAAGUUGGUUCAUGUCAAGGGUUAGAAUUAGAGGAUGUGCAGGAAAAUGAUGACCUCAAUUUGGUUUCAUCGUUACCAGCCAUACCUCAGCCACCUACACCACAUGAACCUAUGGAGUUCUUAUCAAGAUCAUGGAGUCUCUCUGCUUCGGAGAUUUCAAAAGCUCUUUUGGAAAAACAAAAGCAAACUUUCCAUGACAAAAUUCCAGCCACGUUGCCAGAAGCUAUUUUGGUACCUCAAAUAGUAACAGGCAAGGUAAUUGGUUCUGGUCAUUGUAGAAAGAUGGGUACCUUUGGAAAAUGGUUUCAUCACAAGCAACAUGGAAGUACUUACAAUAUCACUGUAAAGAAGAAAGAUCAUACACGUAUAGAAAAUGCACAUGUGCAUUCUGCUUUGUCCAUUGCAGGUUUAGCUUCUGCUUUGGCUGCAGUGGCUGCAGCCGAGGGCUCUAGUAGUUCUCAUUCAAAGUUGAAUUUUGCUCUGGCUUCUGCUACACAACUGUUGGCAUCACAUUGCAUUGAAAUGGCUGAGCUAGCAGGUGCAGAUCAUGACCGUGUGGCUUCUGCUGUGAAGUCUGCGGUUGAUAUUCAUACCCCGGGUGAUCUAAUGACUCUUACUGCUGCAGCUGCAACAGCUUUGCGAGGAGAAGCAGCUCUAAAGGCAAGAUUGCCAAAAGAAGGAAAGAGGAAUGCAUCUAUAAGUCCCUAUGAUAGGGGACUACCACAGUCUCAUUUUCCUGCAUUUGAAGGUCACAUGUGGGAACGUUAUCCUCCAUGUGUGGGUGAUUUGUUUCAACUCACACGAAAAGGUGCAUUACGAUGGAAGCAUGUUUCUGUUUACAUCAACAGGAAAUGUCAGGUCAAGAUCAAGAUCAAAAGCAAACACGUUGGAGGAGCCUUCUCCAAAAAGAAUAAAAGUGUGGUUUAUGGAGUCUGUGAUAAAGAUGUUGCAUGGCCAUAUAGAAAAGAAAGGGAAGCAUCGGAAGAGUUCUACUUUGGCCUCAAAACUGCACAAGGUCUUCUAGAGUUCAAGUGCAAGAGUAAACUCGACAAGCAGAAAUGGGUUGAUGGGAUAGAGAGUCUACUUCGUCCAGUCAACUCUGUUGAAGCAACAGAACGUUCUUUGGAAUUUUUAAGUAUCAGCACCAGUACAUGACUGGUUUGGAUUGUAUUUUAUUUUGUAUAUGUAAGUGCCUAGAAGAGUAGUACAUAAAUUUUUUUUGCCAAACGCCUUUACUCUUUUGACUGCUGUACCACUAAGAUACAGAAG
Molecule: messenger RNA, 1611 nt
Organism: Gastrolobium bilobum
Lineage: Eukaryota; Viridiplantae; Streptophyta; Magnoliopsida; Fabales; Fabaceae
Product: VAN3-binding protein-like
Exons: 7
Coding region: 316-1497 (393 amino acids)
Biological process (GO): auxin-activated signaling pathway; leaf vascular tissue pattern formation; phloem or xylem histogenesis
Source: RefSeq, a predicted model, not a curated record